Molecule: messenger RNA, 369 nt
Organism: Pieris macdunnoughi
Lineage: Eukaryota; Metazoa; Arthropoda; Insecta; Lepidoptera; Pieridae
Source: the annotation of a GenBank genome assembly
AUGUCAGCUCGGAGCCCCGUUUAUAGGUUACGGAACUUCGUGUAUGUCGGUCGGGCCGAGGUCGCUAGGGAAUGGGGAUAUUCGAUCGUCCCACGUGACGUCACUGCUCUGGGCCAAGCAGCCAACGGCUCCAGCUUUGAAUUGGUGCUGCAGGUGUCAACUGGCAGCCGCAAACACUGGAACAUAAGAAUGCGGGCAGUUCCAGGUGGUCGCGGGUACCAAAGACAUGACUCCAUCAGGGCGGGAAAACAGAAGCCCAAGGCGGACAGGCAGAGCGCACCAAACAGGGAGAUGAAGAGGCCAAGUCGUGGAACCAUCACUGCUACCACAACUAAAAAUAUACAGAAACGUGGUUCUUUUAUUCCGUAA